Molecule: messenger RNA, 2067 nt
Organism: Saccharomyces cerevisiae S288C
Lineage: Eukaryota; Fungi; Ascomycota; Saccharomycetes; Saccharomycetales; Saccharomycetaceae
Gene: FMP40
Product: Fmp40p
Exons: 1
Coding region: 1-2067 (688 amino acids)
Cellular component (GO): mitochondrion
Molecular function (GO): AMPylase activity
Source: RefSeq, marked reviewed
AUGGGGGAAAAAAGGACAAUAAUCAAAGCGCUGAAAAACUCUGCAGCGUCCCACUUCAUCAAGAAGUUGACCGCAGAUACUUCCCUGUCGUCCAUACAAGAGGCAAUAAACGUCGUGCAGCAGUACAAUGCAACGGAUCCCGUGAGAUUAAAGCUUUUCCAUACGCCUCGGAUGGUUUCGCAGGGGGCUCAUUUUGCAUUUUGUUUGCCCACUAAGAAACCACAUUACAAGCCAUUACUGCUUUCGCAAAACGCACUUGAUGAGUUUAAUUUGGUGCAGGAUCAGGACUUGGAGAAAAUACUAUCCGGUGAGAAAGUAUAUUAUUCCGAUAGUAUCUUUCCCUAUAGUACAGUGUACUCCGGAUUUCAAUUCGGCUCAUUUGCUGCACAGCUGGGAGACGGACGUGUGGUAAACUUGUUUGAUCUUAAGGACAAGUGUAGCGGACAAUGGCAAACGUUUCAGUUGAAAGGUGCCGGUAUGACGCCAUUUUCUCGGUUUGCAGAUGGGAAAGCUGUGUUAAGAUCAAGCAUACGUGAAUUCAUAAUGAGCGAGGCGUUGCACAGUAUUGGAAUUCCAUCCACAAGAGCUAUGCAAUUAACUCUGUUACCGGGGACGAAGGCGCAAAGGCGCAAUCAAGAACCGUGCGCUGUUGUAUGCCGUUUUGCGCCCAGCUGGAUCCGCUUGGGUAACUUCAACCUAUUCAGAUGGCGGCACGACUUGAAAGGGUUGAUCCAACUAUCAGAUUAUUGCAUUGAGGAAUUGUUUGCUGGGGGGACCCAAUUUGAGGGGAAACCCGACUUUAAUAUAUUCAAAAGGGAUUUUUUUCCUGACACUGAGACGAAGAUUGAUGAGCAGGUGGAAAAGGAUGAAACUGAGGUGAGUACCAUGACCGGAGAUAACAUUUCCACAUUGAGCAAAUAUGAUGAGUUUUUCAGACAUGUAGUUAGCUUGAAUGCAAACACAGUGGCCCAUUGGCAAGCGUAUGGGUUUGCUAACGGUGUUUUGAAUACGGAUAACACCUCCAUUAUGGGCCUGACAAUUGAUUAUGGCCCCUUUGCCUUCCUGGACAAGUUUGAACCAAGCUUUACCCCGAACCAUGAUGACACAGCGAAGAGAUAUUCGUUUGCCAACCAGCCAAGCAUUAUAUGGUGGAACUUGCAACAGUUUGCCAAGGAUCUCGCAUGUCUGCUGGGUCCUGAGGCCCGUGACCUUGAAUUGUUACUUAAGGGCGAACUGAAUUCUGUUGAUGACGCCCUAGAGAAAACCAUGAUUGAAAGGGUCCAGAAGUUGGUAGAGCUCAGUGCUAAUGAGUACAAGUAUGUGUUUACGACAAGGUACGCGCAGAUAAUGUCUCAAAGACUCGGUGUAGAUCUGGAUCUGGAAAAGUGCAUGUCUUCUACAAACCUCAAAGAUAUCGAACAUGCAGCCGAGAAGGCUAAAGAGUUCUGCGAUGUUAUCGUCGAACCAUUGCUAGAUAUUCUGCAGGCCACAAAAGUCGACUAUAACAAUUUUUUUAUCCAUCUACAAAAUUACAAGGGGCCCUUCUUCAUCAAAGAUAAAAGUGACACCGCAACACUUUUUGGAGCAUUCGAUGAAGAGUACUUGGGUAUGUUCUUCAACUCCAAGCAACUGCAGCAAAUGGCAGAAACUGAAGAGGCCUUCGCGGCUGGUGAGAAGGUCUUUGACGCUAACGGCGAAUUGCGUUUGCUCAACGAAAAAUUGCAAGAAAUACGCAAUUGGACCCAAGACUAUUUGACCUUGGUCCCACCCACGGAAACUGCUGCAAGAGCGUCGCUUGCCAAGAAAGCCAACCCGUUGUUUGUCCCCAGAAGUUGGGUACUGGAGGAAGUAGUCGACGAUUUAAUGUACAGUCAAAGGGAUGGCCUACAAGAUCCCAGUUCGGAGCUAGAUACAUCUGCGUUGAAGAAGCUAUACCUAAUGAGCGUAAACCCAUACGACCGCACGAAAUGGGAUGUCACUCUGCGGCCAGAACUGGAGACAAAAUGGGCUGACCUUUCCCACCAAGAUGACGCUAAGUUUAUGAUGCAAGCUUCCUGCAGUAGCUAA